Molecule: messenger RNA, 2291 nt
Organism: Aspergillus heteromorphus CBS 117.55
Lineage: Eukaryota; Fungi; Ascomycota; Eurotiomycetes; Eurotiales; Aspergillaceae
Exons: 3
Coding region: 142-2076 (644 amino acids)
Source: RefSeq, a predicted model, not a curated record
AGAGAGGAUGCGAAGAUUGUGGAUUGUCUGUCCCUUUGGCCAGCAGAACCUCCGCCCGCGGUCAACAGGAGCGGACCGCGUGGGACACGACUGCAUCAACGACUUUCAGCAAUAACAAACAUUCAUCUGACUAGACCAGUCAUGGAGCUCAGACCCAACCAUCAAUUCGACCCUUUUGGGCCGGAAGCCGCGAAAUAUGAUGACGUGUCUGAUGAAAUCGAUUGGAGUGAUCCCGCCGCCUUCUUCAAAGCGGUGGGUGCCGGCUCCGGUAGUUCCCUCCCCGUCCCUGAAAUGAGGUCUCCGGAAGAGGUUCGUCAAGAGGCCAGAAGAAGAUCAGAUGAGGUCUUCACCAGCUAUGAGACCCUGCAUGCAAUUGCACAGCGCCAUGAGGCUACAAUUCAGAAGCGCUGGUCGAAGCGAACUCGGCAACAGAGACUAAAGGUCCUGCUCAAUGCCUGGCCGAAAAUGCCGGUCAUCCAUCGCCCCGACAGGGGAGGGCCUAUUUAUAAUGGAGGUACAGUCCACCUGAAGCCCGAAAGUGAUGUAAGUGGCUUCGAGUCUUUGGGCGUAAUGGCUGCAGAAGCCCCAUAUCGGGGUCCUGCGCAAUUUCAUCUUGGCCGUAUUGAGUCGCUGCUCACCACAAGAGCGUCCGCUGCAGAAGAUCAUCUUUGGGCAAUGCGCGAAGAUCCCGACUAUUUCGCCAGAACGAUAUUGGAGACUAAGGAACAUCGUCAAGGGAUGUUGAAAGACCUCAAUGGCAAUAUCCACACAGCGCUUCGCCGUGGCUGGGAAGGAAUUUUCUGGUCGCGCGUUAUCGGGACCACUGUCGACGCAGCUUACCAUGAGCUAGAGCUGUUCUCGGAACUUAGCAGCCAAGCCAAGAAAUUGGUCGAGUUACAAAGAAAGUACGCCAAUGUCAUUUCCCCUUCAAAACCACUACCCGGGGAGUAUCUUGCUGCCUUGCUCCGAUUAAGCUUUUAUCUCGACCAGGGAUCCAAGGGCCCCCCGAACAAGCUCAAAGUAGUAGUCGAAAAGCCUGGCUCUAAAAUGAACAAUGUAGAGCGUCACUUGUGUUGGCUGCUCCACACCCUGGCUGAAGAUGGCCAUUAUUUGUUCCUGGCUGGUAUGCCCUUGGUCGUGGACGAGCUGGAGCGUCUGAUCGAAUCGGACAAACGCGCGGGAGAGCUGGUCUCUGCGUACAAUACCGACGUGAUUGGCGAUCUCUUUAUUCUCGCCCAGUGUUUGAAUCAGUCGAAUAUCUAUCAGCCCUGGGCCCGAGGCUUUGAUACUGAGUUCUGGAAUCGUGAAGACAAGUUUAAGGAAGAUUACGCGAAGCAGACCCAGUCAUGGGCUCGGAUCCGAGACACGCUUAAGAGCGCGCAUUCCCAGUCGAGAACUCCCCCUCGCGCGGUCAAGCUUGGCGACCCUUCCGAUGGAAGAUUCACCUAUCCCGUCGAAAAAUGCCGCACCAAAGAUGCGGAGAGACUCUUCUCCCAGCAGCGCAUCUUACAACGCACCCGAGAGUGGGUGAAGGCCGAAAAGUGGCAGCCUGCUAAAAAAGCACAGAACCAGAUCAGCGAGCUCGAUUUUUACACUUCAUACCAACCAAUCUCCACGGUCUACUCGGGCAUUUCGGCUAAAGAACUGGAUGUCGCACAGCCUAAAGCCAAAAUCAAAACCCGCGGGACGCCAGCACCAGCUCCCGCACACGUCGAGGAAGCCGCAGCACUUCACCAGGCCAAUCCCGCAGAUGACCAACCCAGCUUUCCUGUAAAUGCGCGUGCUCUUAAAGUCUUCCGAGCCAUCUUCUUUAACCCCGCAGUGAUGUCCACGCCAGGCGAAGUCCCGUGGAAUGACUUUCUACAUGCCAUGACCUCGGUCGGCUUUGCCGCUAUGAAGCUUUACGGCUCCGUCUGGCAGUUUCAGCCGACGAAGCUCGAUGUUGAGAGGAACAUUCAAUUUCAUGAGCCUCAUCCGCGCGGGAAAAUGCGCUUCACGACUGCCCGGCGUGUUGGCCGUAGACUUAAAAGGGCUUAUGGUUGGUUUGGGGGGAUGUUUGUUCUGGACGAGAAAUGAAUCACCCCAAACACGAGGGGCUCGGAUUACGAUCUCGGAGCUUUAAUAUCUCGUAACACCUAUGUUUAGGCAUACUUGGUCUGAUGCUCCUCGCCCUGGGGCUAUUCAUGAUGUCAGUUAUGUCGGGGCGAGGCUCAGCUUUUCCAAUUACCAGUCUGAGAGACCACCACUGGGCCAUAAACAACUGAUACCAUGAACAUCUGGCCGGCUUUUUC